AUGAACAAAAUUAAAAGAAAGCUCUUUUCUAUGGAAGCCAUUCUAGAUUCCAGAACUAUAAAUGAUUAACUAUAUUUUUUAGUUAAAUGGGCUGGUUAUCCAAUCUCAUAAUCAACAUGGGAAAAAGCAGACAAAGUACCAGCAGAUUCAAAUAUGAUAUCAGAAUAUAAAAUGAGUGUUCAAAUGCUUGGAAAAACCUUCUAUUUUGAUCCAUUAGAUUAACCUCCUUAAAUUGAAGAUUUUGUAGAAGUCCCACCUUAAAAAAGUGAACUAUCUACUUUUAACACAAAAAUUAGCGAAUUUUAACAUUAAAUCAAUACUCUCAAAGACGAUGUUAGACUUAUUCUAUAAUCUUAAUUGAGACUCAUUAAAGAAUUAAAAAUGUCAAAAAAUGUUAUUCAUCACUAUGAUUUAUAAAGAUCACCUGGUUCUUAAGACAAAUAAUAAUCUAUCUAAUCUGAUAUGAUGUAACAAUAUUAAUAAUGUGCUUUGAUUAAUUAUGAUGGUUCUUUUGAAUAAGGUGAUAAAGUUGAAAAAAUUGGUAGAGCUGUUUAAAUUAAAAAAAAUAAAAAUAAAAUGUAUUAUAUUUUAUGGAAAAGAAGAAACAAUGGUAUAAUAUUGAUAUAAUAAUUAGGUUAAAUUCCAAAAAAUUCAUGGGUAGAAAGUGAAAAAAUUAUUGAGAAUGAACCUGUUAAAGUUUGUCAAUACCUAUGGAAUAAAUUAAUAUGA
Paramecium pentaurelia is the source of this 729-nucleotide messenger RNA. NCBI's taxonomy places the organism in Eukaryota, Ciliophora, Oligohymenophorea, Peniculida, Parameciidae. The record is from the annotation of a GenBank genome assembly.